Molecule: messenger RNA, 417 nt
Organism: Cooperia oncophora
Lineage: Eukaryota; Metazoa; Nematoda; Chromadorea; Rhabditida; Trichostrongylidae
Source: the annotation of a GenBank genome assembly
AUGUGGGUACAAUUACCGGCCAGCCAGCUCUUUCUAUUCAUCAGCUUUUACUAUGCUCUCGCUGGUAAGCUAGUAGGUCCAGCGACGGAAUCUUCAAAUAGCGAAAACCUUCCCACAGAAACGCGUUAUGAUGUUCCUGCUGAAUGGAGUGAGAUGUGCGAGUUCUUGGAACGCGAUUGGCAGGGCGAGGAGGGUCAGAUUAAUGAUGAACGUUUUCGACUGAGAGGCGUUACCGUAGUAUUCCGACAUGGUGAAAGAUCUCCAUUGCACACCGUGGAGGAUGCAGCUGGGUGCCUUCCGUUCAGAGAACAAGAUCGGCAGGAUUUCGAAAUGUACAAAAAACUGAUAGAGAGUGACGAUUUCAAUUUCUUUUUGCGAACCGACAGCGCAUUGUUCCGCUGGACAAAUGACAGCUGA